AGGAUCCCCAGGCGAUGUGGAUACUUCGAUGCCACCACGCCCACCUCUAAAAUUACUACCACUGGAAAUUCCUGAGGUGGAUGAAUCUACAACUACAUCUAAUUCUAUGCAAGAGUCAGAGCCGGUGCGUGGUACGCUAUGAUGUGCAUGUGUAGAGUCGUUAAUCUCAAUGAAACGUCUAUGCGCAGAGCCACGUCGUCUGGUCUUUGUGUGCGCCGCACCUCUCUGUCUAGUUCUUUAGAUAGCUCGCGCGUUGACUAAGCAAGAAUGAGUCGAAACUCCGCCAGUUCGCAUGCAAAUGGUAGCGCCGCCGCUGGAGGUGGCAGCACGGAUGUUGCGAACUCGUCCGAUACGACAAUCCGACAGACCUUGCAGGAGCGCAUGGUGAGGCAGAAAGAAAAGGAGUCUCUGUUGCAGCAGCAGCCGUCUAUUGCCGAGAAGAUCAUGACCAAAAGCAAAAACGAAAUUUUGGAGGAGUCGUAUGGCGUCGCGAUUCCGCGCCGGAGGUCGUCGGCUGCUGGCAACAGUGCAAGUAGAAGUGCGGGCUCCAUAGUAGAAAUGCAGGAGUGGCCGACAGAGCUCGCGCGACUCGAUAAGCUGGAAGUAGAUCCAGAUGAAGCUGCGCAGGAGAUUAUAACAAGUAAAAAUUACGGAAGCAGUUCUCCCUCUCUGAUUCAUAGUGUUCCUGGUAGCACGAGACUAACGACGGGCAGCGCCUUGCGAACGUCCACUGGCCGGCUGAAGACGCGUAUCAGCUAUGCGCCCUACGGCAACUGGGUUUGUCCCAAUAGGUUACGAAAGCCACCGGACUGGGAUCCGGACUCAACCGAUAUCUACGUACCGAGAAACCAAUAUGAGUAUGACGUGUGGAACCUGGCACUGCGAGCCGAUCCGUGGAUAUUCCUGUUCUUUUCAGUCGCCUACUUCGCGCUGCCUUACAUGAUGUACGAGAAACUGUGGUUGGGAAUAUUAAGGAAAGACUUUACAACGAGAACAAGCUACUUGGCGUGGUUUUUUUCAAACGAUGGGGCGGCAUCAAAUAGCGAUUACGCCGCGCAAGCGCUGCGCUCGCAAUACGAUUUCGACGGUGAGUAUUUCACGGGGGAGAAGCGUGCGAUACUGGCUGAAAUCUCCGAGUUCGUGACACCCCAGCGAUGCUGUCUCGCGGCGUUCUGUUUCUACCUGCUCCUGUGGGGGUUUGCCAAGAUGGUGGCGAUUCCCUUUCCGCACAUGGGCAGCAGUAACCUCGCCGCGUGGGGGAAGGGUGGCAGGAUAAUCUUCUUUACGAAGCACGGGCAACUUUUCCAGCUGGUGCACUACGGAGUGAUGGUGCUUGCGUUCACGGCAUUGAAAUUUCGUUUUGCCGAAAGCUGGACGUCGGACACUCUGCGCUGGGGCAUCUCUAGCACUUCGCAGACACGACCGUGGGCACAGGCGGGGUUCUUCGCAGACGCGUUUGACACCACGCUCCUUUUUGUGCUUCGGACCAGUGCGCAAAUGUCGUUUUUCACCGCCACGAUGGGGUCCGCCGUGACCAUUCUGUAUGCGCUGCUGGUGGUGCCCGACGCCGGCUUCCAAUUUGAUUGCAAGCGGUACGACGAAGACUUCGGAUUUCCGCUGCGCAGGCUGCAAGACCAGAGUCACAACGUGCUGCUCGUCCUGGGCCUAAUUGAAGUCACGGUGUUGCAACCUGGGACCAAUUGGCUGCAGGUGUCGGGGGACGCGUCGUCAGCCGCGUGGUACGAGCCGACGCCGAUGAAAAAACUCGCGAAGAUGGGUGACGGCGUCCCGAAGUUCUACUUUCUGGUGCUGUGUGUUUUCUACCAGUGCUUCUACUUUGUGGGCAUUGUGGCGCCGAAUUACUGGGACACAGGCAACUGGCCAUACGGCAUUCUACGAAAAGUUGCCGGCCUCGGAAUCGUCAAGGGCUGGGUUCCCUUUUUGCUCGGCGUUGGGAUGUUUUGCUACACCUUGUUUCUCAUUUUGGUCUUCGUUUUCCACGAGAGCGUUUUGCCGCACGUGAUCACCCUCUGGCGGUCCUGGGCUGGAGCUUUGGUAUAGCGCAGCUCGAACCGUCACCUACUUUGAUGUCGACGUGAUGAAAGAACAAGUAGUGUAUGUUGUCAGAAAAAUUGGUAUAUGUAUACAUGAAAUCUCUCGCUAUCGCUUACCCUAUUCCCGUACUUGAAUUGUAAAACAUGAGCAUGUAUGAACAUCAAUUUAUUACCCGGAUAUCAUUAAUUUGAAACUAAGGAAAAGGAUACGGAAAAAAUACAAGCCGGACGACGCCCAAUUGCUUUUGCCGGACUCCGGCGCGCGCCGCCGCGUUUGGUAUCUCACAAGCGUUUUGGUUUUCCUUCCCCUACGCCUAUUGAAUGAAGAAAUGACUAUAGAGAUUUCAGGUGUUGCAUUUUGUAAUCGGGCAGCUGACUCUCCGAAUAUGCAAUCCUGACUGGAGGUGAAAAAUCACGGUUUCUUCAUAAUCGCAAGCGAGUUUCGGAUUUGAUGUCAUUGUGUAUCAAAGCAUUGAAAUUGUUUCUGACCCGCACGCUUUUGAACCUGUUUCUGUAUGAUUUCCAUUUGCCAGACAAAUUUUCAUAUCGAACUGCAUUUCCAGCAGCGAUCAAU
Amoebophrya sp. A120 is the source of this 2628-nucleotide messenger RNA. The record is from the annotation of a GenBank genome assembly. Lineage: Eukaryota; Dinophyceae; Syndiniales; Amoebophryaceae.